This is a messenger RNA of Hibiscus syriacus, 1592 nucleotides long. RefSeq names its product probable protein phosphatase 2C 38. Bases 286 to 1434 code for a protein of 382 amino acids. The transcript has 4 exons. Gene Ontology annotation, biological process: protein dephosphorylation. Gene Ontology annotation, molecular function: cation binding; protein serine/threonine phosphatase activity. NCBI's taxonomy places the organism in Eukaryota, Viridiplantae, Streptophyta, Magnoliopsida, Malvales, Malvaceae. The record is from RefSeq and is a predicted model, not a curated record.
CUUUUAUUGAUAAGUGUGGAAUUUUGCAAGUUCAUGUCUUUUCUUUAAUGUUUUAAGAUAUAGAUUGAUGAUUGUCUGAAAAAAGUUUUGUUUUUUUUUUGGUCUGAAUUAUGUAGAUUAAUGUUGUCUGCAUUAAUCGAUGCGUGAUUGAGUUCUGAAGCUUCGGUUGCGGAUUUGGGAAUCGAUAAAAAACCGGAGCAAGUUCUUAGGUUGUGAUUAAUUUUCUCAGUAUUGGUUUUAUGAAAAACUUGAUUGCUUGGUCAUUUGGGUUAGAAUAUGUAAGUUAUGAUAUCGGGAUCGUUAAUGCGAAUGGUACCGCCCUGCUGGAGGCCUUCCGUUGAGGGUGAAGAUUCUAGUGGAGGUAGUGAUGCUAAUGGUAGGGUUGAUGGCUUGUUGUGGUAUAAAGAUUCGGGGGAACAUUUUGCCGGUGAGUUUUCGAUGGCAGUAAUUCAAGCAAACAAUCUAUUGGAAGAUACUAGCCAACUCGAAUCAGGUCCAUUGAGCUUGUUCGAAAUGGGGCCUCGUGGGACAUUUGUUGGAGUUUAUGACGGUCACGGAGGUCCGGCUGCUGCUAGGUUUAUAAAUGAACACCUUUUCAGCUAUAUCAAGAAGUUUACAACCGAAAAUAAUGGGAUGUCGGCGGAUGUAAUCAACAAAGCAUUUUUGGCGACUGAGGAGGAUUUUCUUGCUCUUGUCAGGAAGCACUGGCUAAAUGACCCUCAAUGGGCUUCUGUCGGUUCAUGUUGUUUGGUCGGAAUAAUUUGUAGCGGACUGCUAUACAUUGCAAAUGCAGGAGAUUCUAGAGUGGUCUUAGGAAGACUGGAUGACAACUUUAAAGAGGUCAAGGCAGUUCAGUUAUCAUCCGAGCACAAUGCGAGUCGAGAAUCUGUGCGGGAAGAGUUGCAAUCAGUACAUCCAUACGAUCCACAGAUUGUGGUCCUCAAGCACACAGUAUGGCGUGUGAAGGGUAUUAUUCAGAUUUCCAGAUCCAUUGGUGAUGCUUAUCUAAAGAAUGCGGAGUUCAACAGAGAACCUCUAUUGCCGAAGUUUAGAGUUCCCGAAUCGUUCGAUAAACCAAUCCUUAGAGCUGAUCCAGCAAUAUUAGUACAUAAAAUCGACCCUGAAGAUCAUUUUCUUAUAUUUGCAUCAGAUGGCCUAUGGGAACACCUUAGUAAUCAGGAGGCAGUUGACAUCGUCAACACCUGUCCACGUAACGGUAUUGCCAGGAAGCUUGUCAAAGCCGCUCUUCGUGAAGCAGCAAAGAAGAGAGAAAUGAGAUACUCGGACUUGAAAAAGAUUGACCGUGGCGUGAGGAGACAUUUCCACGACGACAUAACAGUCAUCGUUUUGUUUCUGGAUUUCCAUAUGGUAAGCCGCAGCUACUGGCAUGGCCCCCUGGUUUCAAUCCGAGGAGGUGGACAAGGCGUUUGCUAGUGCAACAGGUCCUAAACCUCUUUAUCAUUUGCUCCUCGUUAAUCCUUAAUAGAAUUCUCGAUAUAUGUAAGUUACCGGCUUCAGAGUGCCUUUCGGAGAAUUCUCCGGAGUUCACUCUGCUAACAGACACAUGAUAAUCGAAAAAAUAUAAAUUCAUU